CUUUCUCUUUUGCCUGCCUUUAUCUUCUUGCCUUUCUCUUCUUUUGUUGUUUUGGACUAUGGAAGCUCGAGUUCUUGAUAGCAUAAUCAAUAGGUUGCUUGAAGUUAGAGGCAAACCAGGGAAACUUGUCCAGCUUUCUGAAUCUGAAAUAAGGCAGCUUUGUCUUGUCUCUAAAGAUAUCUUCUCCAGGCAACCCAUUCUUUUGGAGCUUGAAGCACCUGUUAAGAUUUGUGGAGACAUUCAUGGCCAGUAUUCUGAUCUCCUGAGGCUAUUUGAGAAUGGCGGUUUCCCUCCUCGUUCCAAUUACUUGUUCUUGGGGGAUUACGUAGAUCGCGGAAAACAAAGCCUCGAAACGAUAUGCCUUCUUCUGGCGUACAAGAUCAAGUAUCCUCAGAACGUUUCCCUUCUGAGGGGCAACCACGAAUGUGCUUCAGUAAACCGUGUCUACGGAUUUUACGACGAGUGUAAACGAAGAUUCAAUGUGCGGCUCUGGAAAGUAUUCACAGAUUGUUUCAACUGCCUGCCCGUGGCAGCUCUGGUUGAAGAAAGGAUAUUCUGCAUGCAUGGCGGACUUUCACCGGAGCUACGCUGUAUGGAUCAGAUUAGAAACAUAAAGAGGCCUACCGACGUACCAGAAUCUGGCCUGCUUUGUGAUCUCCUAUGGUCUGAUCCUAGUAAAGACAUCCUGGGAUGGGGUCCUAAUGAUCGGGGAGUUUCCUACAUGUUCGGUGCUGAUAGGGUGACUGAUUGUCUCAAGAGGCUUGAUAUCGACAUAAUAUGUCGAGCACACCAGGUCGUUGAAGAUGGAUAUGAAUUCUUUGCUAAUAGGAAACUUGUAACCAUAUUUUCGGCCCCGAAUUACUGCGGAGAGUUCAACAAUGCUGCUGCCAUGAUGAGCGUGGACAGGAAUUUAACAUGUUCUUUCCAGAUAAUAAAGGCGGCGGAUAAGAAACUGAAGUCAUCAGGAUUCGGAACCCUAGCUCCAACUAAGUCAUCUAUUACUCCCAGUAUAAUCAAGGUGCAGGAACCGGAACAGGAGCCGGUGCAGGAAGAGGGGUGCCGUUUGAUGUAAGAUUUUUAACUCUUUAGAACUGGAAUUUGUUGCUUCUUUUGGAGCCAAGACAGUACGUGAAAACAACACAACCAGGGUGAUAACUAGAAAAGCCAAGAAAGAAGAGAAAAUAAUACCAGAACAAGAAUGGUACUUCUUAAAUGGAUCGAUGAAAAUAACAACUGCAACAAUCCGAAGGGGUGUGUGUGUUAAAGUAUACGUCGUUUUUCUGGGGUUAUCUUUGAUGUUGUUAGGGAUCUUUGGACCUGGAGCUGUUUAUCAUUUUUGUUCAUUGGUUUGGGAAAAUGUAGAAAUGGUGGUGGGGAUUAGUGGUUCAAAUUUUGAGUAAAUCACAAGAUUUUACCCAUAUAAUGUAUAAUCAAUAAAGCAUGAUUUGAUGUUAAAGUUUUAUGGUA
Molecule: messenger RNA, 1467 nt
Organism: Hibiscus syriacus
Lineage: Eukaryota; Viridiplantae; Streptophyta; Magnoliopsida; Malvales; Malvaceae
Product: serine/threonine-protein phosphatase PP1 isozyme 7-like
Exons: 5
Coding region: 59-1072 (337 amino acids)
Cellular component (GO): nucleus; cytoplasm
Molecular function (GO): protein serine/threonine phosphatase activity
Source: RefSeq, a predicted model, not a curated record